Mercenaria mercenaria is the source of this 2595-nucleotide messenger RNA. RefSeq lists its product as uncharacterized. The transcript is spliced from 7 exons. Lineage: Eukaryota; Metazoa; Mollusca; Bivalvia; Venerida; Veneridae. Bases 574 to 2307 code for a protein of 577 amino acids. The record is from RefSeq and is a predicted model, not a curated record.
CCCGUUCAUCCGCCGUACAUUUUUUUCGAACGGUUACCGGUGCGCACAUGCGAUUUUAUCACUAUGAUAAUUCUGUAGACACUUUACGAGUGCAAUGUGCAUAGUGGUACAAUCGUCUAGACGACUCCGACGUUUGUUUUCUUCCGCCGAGGAAAUUAUGUCUCAUAAUUCAAAAUAUUAUGUUAGAAGACUGACGAAACAAAAAUCUGAAUCACUCCCAAAAUAAAUUCAUUUUUGAAAGCCAUUGCCAAUGGAAAUGCUCCGAAGGUCACUCGUAAUCCAGCCACUGUUGUUCAAAACGAUAAUCCUGUCCUUAGUAAUGUCACUGACAGCGUGACUGUCAGACCGUCACCAGAUCCAUGCUGUUCUCAAAGUCCGUUGCCAGAGCCUUGUAGUCGAUCUGAGAGUGUUCCAUGUAGCCAGACUGCAUGUAGCAGUCAGUCAGCAAGUCCGUCCCUUUCUGUCUCCGAGCCUUGUCAGGAUGUGUUAGUACCAGAUCAGAGAAAGUUUGCACCGGUCAAGUAUGAACAACAGCAUAACUGGUUAUUCUAUUCAACAGUGAAAAAUGGUUACAUGUGUAAACAUUGUGAAUUGUUUGGUACAACUGCUGCUGCUGACAAACCAUUUGUAAAAAGGGGUGUCCAGCUUGGGACACACCCUACAAGAAAACUUCUAUCACACUCGAACAGUAAAUAUCACAAAUUUUCUGUGGAACGAUAUACAUUGGCGAAAUCGAGCAUUAAUGUAUACCGUCAAUUACAAAUAAAAGAUGCACAUAAAAAGGCUAGUAAUAGAUCUGCACUUAAAAAGAUUUUCAAGUGUUUGGACUUUGUUAUUAAGCAGAAAUGGGCAGUUACAGAGAAUGCUGAGAAGUUCAUCAAGUUUGUUGCUAAUAUUGGUGUGGUAGAUCUUCAAGCAUUCUUGUCAAGCUCUAGUGUCACAUACCUGUCAUCUUCCAGCAUUACAGAAAUGGUCAUGUGCCUCUCUGACUACCUAGAGAGGGAAGUUCUCACUGACCUAAGUGGCAAGGAAUUCUCAUUAUUGGCAGAUGAAAGCUCGGACAUUAGUAAUCGCAGCCAGAUGAGUGUGAUGAUAAGAUGUGGUAGUGCCGAUGGAAUAGAAAGUGUUAGAACAUUCUUUAUGGGGUUUGUUCAACUUGAAAAAGGGACGGCUGAAUGCAUCACAAAUUCACUUGAGACGUUCCUUUUGGGAAAGAACAUCAAUGUUGCAAACAUCCGUUUCUCAGGAUUUGAUGGAUGCAAUACCAUGUCUGGUGUGCAGAAAGGAGUACAACGAAGGGUUCAACAUGUGAGUCCAUUUUCAGUGUACAUUAAUUGCCGAAACCAUCGACUGGCACUCUGUCUCGCACAUCUAAUCAAGCGCUUCCCCCUCCUGCAGGACGUUGAUACGACACUUCUUUCUCUAUGGAAGUUGUUCGAAUUCUCACCACAGAAGCUGGCAGUGUUCAAGCACAUCCAGGCUGUUUAUGGGAAGGACCCACUUACUAUAACCAGGGCUGCGGCAACUAGAUGGCUGUCCCACCUUCAAGCAUCAGCUAGAUUUAUUUCAAGAUAUGUCUGUAUCCUUGAUACACUUGAUGCUAUCUAUGCUGAGAAGAGGGAACCUGAGAUCCGAGGCAUCAGGCAAAAUGUGACUGAUAAGAAUAUUGUAGCCACAGUCCUGCUCUUGUGCGACAUCCUAAAGCCAGUCAACAUGCUGUCACUGUAUCUUCAGGAAGAGAAUGUUAAUUUCACCUCCUUACCAGAACGUGUUAAGGUCACCAUUGAUUCGCUAACUUCCCUGGUAGCAAUCUAUCGUCGGUAUUCUGGCAAUUUGGUCAACAGCGAAACAGAGUUUGCCAAGUGUGAUCAACUGUUCCUCGAGAUAGAUGAUCGAACUGCCCUUGAAAGGCGGAUGAGGCAGAACAAUCUGGACCUAACACCUGAUGCAUUUCUUGAAGAGACCGGUAUACCACUGGUGUACGAACUUGUGCAAGAAAUUGAAGAUGCCUUCAACCAUGGAGAUCCAGUAUUAAAUGCCUUUGGGUUUUUCAAUCCACAGAACCUACCAGAGAAUGUGUCUGACCUACCUGAAUAUGGGAAUGCAUCCAUUCAGAGGUUAGUAGCUUUCUAUGGAUCCCCAAAGACUGAUAUCUUCAAUGGUCACACCACCAAUGUGCCAGCCCUAAUGAAUCCAGUCCAGUUGGAGACAGAGCUGAAAAGUGUUAAAGUACAGUUAUACAUGCUUAGUGUUAUAGAUUUCAAGAUCUUCGAAAUGUUAAUGUAUACAUUACACAGCCAGGUUUAAGGCGGAAUGGUAAGACUACCCUACAGUCGGUGUACGAGUCGUUCAGGAACGAUGCAGUGUUGAGAGACUGCUUCCCUUGUACCAUGCGGUUACUGUACUUCUGCAUGAUAAUGCCCUCCUCAACUGCAGUUGUAGAGAGAAGUUUCUCCCUGAUGGCAAACAUCCACACCAAGAAGAGAAACAGACUUACCCAGGGUCAUCUGGAUGCCACUAUGAGAAUAUGCCACCUCAACAGACACCUCACAGAUGAGGAUCUGGAGAAAUUGGUUGACAAAUUCAAGGGCCAGA